GCUGCGCGAGUAUACGCGACGGACGUGCGAUCUGAACAUGUGGCUCCAGCCUCGGUAAGAUAAGUUCGACCAACAAAAAAAAAAACAAAUUAAGGUGCUGAUCCAAAGUUGGGGCGCGAAAUACACAUCACGGUUAAUUUUGUGAGCAUUACUAUGUAAGAAUAGAGUGGAAUAUGCAAUGAAUUAAUUAACUGGGUGGGUGAUUUUUUCAACUUGCGGAAAACGGAUUCGGAAAACGGCAGCUCAAUGGUGAAAUAUUCGAACUACGAUCUUACGUGGAGCAACCUGUGUAACGUUGUAUGUGAGUGUGGCAGACGGCGGUGAGAAAACAGUUUACUAAAGAUAAAUCGGAAGAGCAACAGCGGAAAUGGUUACUGUACACACAUAUAAACGUGUACGUGUAUAAAAAUUUAUCGUGAAAAUCAUGAAGCGAACGGAGUGAUGCUAGCAAGAAUGUGACAAGUUUAUAUCUAGUCGAGAUGCUGAAGCUUUUCAACGCUUUUCAUCUCCCGCUCUACACUUUACGUUUGUUAUUUAGCGAGUAAGCAAGAAGAAUAAAGAAGUGGCAUUCAGCAGUGAAGAAAGUUAAGCCCAGAAAUAAUCCCCACCCAUCCGUAAAAGAAGAAUUAUCAACAGGAAAAGUGAACACACAUACUGGGAUACCUUGCAACAUCACAAUAUCAGCAGAGCGGCAUGAUCUUUGGUGAGUGAGUGCGCCAGAGAAAAUACGCCUCUUUGUAAAAUUGUCGACGUCACUUAAUUUCGAUGUGAUCAAUUGAUGAAAAGAAUGUAUGUAAAAAAUACACAAUAAUGUGAAGUCGUGCAAAUAAAUCCGGCUGCAGAGAGCAAUCCCGUGCCAACAAUUAAUCUCUUUAAAACAAGUUUUGAAUAUAGUGAAGUGCGUUUGAUUGACUCAUAUUCGACACCCAUCGAGUGAAUCUCAAUUCUUAAGUGUACAUCGAGAUUACAUUAAUGUUCAAAAUAUCUCAAGUGUAUUCAAUCAUGGCUGCACUAAAGCAAAAAAAUAUUAGUGAUGCUAAUAAGUGAACAUAAAUUUAAUUACGUUGCGCAGUCAAAGUUCGUUCAGUUCGUGAGUUGCAAGUCACCGAAAAGGAAACGGAAUGUUAUUAAAUGUUCGUGCACCACCAUCUUUUUGUGCCACAAGUUGCACAACUUUGAAAGUGCUUUGUUUUUAUUUUUGAGCAGCGAACAGUAUUAGUGCACUUGAGCGAAUUCAGCCGCGCAUAAUUGAUGAUUAAGAAAAAAAACUUCUACAGCUGGAGAGUUGGGAAACGCAGUCCAAGAUGCAUUCGUCAUCGCAGUUGAGCAACAAGCAAGAGAAAGACUGCAACGUCUGUCUGCCCUAAAACGGAUCACCCCGGUUGAUAUGUCUCAACUGUCUAUAAAGCUCAAUCAACAAAGCCAAGCUAAAGGUGGAACUACGCAAGAUUUGAGUUUCCUCGAGGAAGUUUCGCCGAUAUACGUAACAUCUUUAUCCAGCAACACUGUCUCGGUAACUAAUACCAGCACUACGGUGACGGCAGGAACGAAAACUAACUACAAAGUUGGGUCCAAUUUACAACAAACUGUAACGAAUAACAAUAAUACAGUCAAACAGAUAGGUAAUGUAACAUCCACUACCAAUACGACUGCUGUAACUACUACUAAUCCGGUGGCUGGGUGUGCAAUGACGAAAAGUGCUCAAAAUGUGAUCAACUCCAAUAUUUGCUCGAAACCGUCUACGAAUCAGCUACAUUCAGCUGAGUUUCAGUCCUCCAUCACUAGUGUGUAUUCAAAUAUCUCACCUUCGACAUCUCACCAACCACCAGUCAUAUCUUCUGUAUCCAAUACCGGGAAAACGAACGUAGUACCGUCUACUACCCCUCGUAAUGUAUCAACCUUAUGCACGGGUGCAAUACAGCCAUCAUCCACUACCAAAACUACUAACGAACAGCCACAAUUCAACAACAGUAACUCUAUCAACAACAACAUUACAAGCGUCAAUCAUAGUUUACUAAACAAUAAUACAAUGAAUAGCAAUAUUAGUAAAACCGGUGCUGACAACAGUCCUUGUGGUAGUUAUUACAGUAAUCUAUCAAAUCCUAUAAUUGCAAACGGGCACGGUCCAAAGCGAGAGCUUGCAACUCUUUCCGAGGGUGAACUUGAAUCCCAAGAGGAAAUAUAUGAGACAAGCAGCAACAUAUCACGUGGAGGAACGGAAGUUUUGCUUGGUGACCAGAGCUUGCGUCAAGAAAAUCGGUCCCGUCGACGUUCCGGCUCUAGCAUCGUUGUCUUAGGUGGUGAUGACACACUGAAGCCUAACCUGCCUAUUGAUGACUAUCAGGGGGACUUUGAGAUGUACAAUAUGAUUGCCGCAAAUCAGGAUAAUGGGCCACAUCGGGAGAUGGCAGUUGAUGUACCUGAAUCAUUCAUAGCUCGCAACAAAACACCACCACGAUAUCCACCGCCGCGCAGCACAACACAGGUAAAUCAUGUUUCCAAUGCAAUGCCACAAGUACCGAAACAUGCAAACGGAGGUGUCUCCUUGGAGCUGGAACCUCUUGACGGUUAUAGUGAGAAAAACUCUUCUUCGCUCGACAGUAGUAAUGAGUUUUACAAGAAAAAUUCCAGCAAAGGACCAUCGUCUCUUGGUUCCACAUGCGAAUCGAUCGGUUUCGACUCGAUGAACUAUCUGAAAAACUCAAGAGGUUCACUCAGUACAAGGAGCUCCUCGUCGGGUGACCAGGGACCACCCGAGUAUUAUAUAGGGCCGCAUCGAGAGCUUCCAGUAGACGUUCCGGAUAGUUUUGUUGAAGUUAUUAAGGCACCACCCCGCUAUCCACCGCCUAAAGCGUUGAUCAUUAAAGAGGUUGUCAAAAAGCAAGAAUCAUCCUCAUCCAACGAAUCUAUCAAUAAGCCAAAACCACAACCACAAGCACCAACGCGCAAUGAGCUCAACGGUUCAGUCAAACCAAUACCACCUCCCCGCGAUCAUCUACGAAUAGAGAAAGACGGCCGACUGACGAAUCGCGCUCCGGUGCCAGCACCACAAGUGCCAGAUCGAAAAGUGGUGCCGACGACUCCGCAACAAUUGCACCAACAUAUAGGCCAAAUACUGGAGCCGACACCCGAUCAGCUGGAUAGUAUUAAAAAAUUCCAGGAACAGUUGCGAAGAAGACGAGAAGAGGAAGAACGAAUAGCAGCCCAGAAUGACUUCCUACGAAACAGCCUCAGAGCUUCCCAGCGAUUACGGGCCUUGCAGGACAACCCAAUUGCUGAGAAACCGGCGUCGGGGGUUGACAAUGAAGCGUACGCAGAUGAUGAAGAUCAACCGGAGAAAAUUGUUGGUUAUGGCGAAUUGGUCACCGCAUUACAGCGAUUACAGGGUCACCUCAAUAAACAUGGACUGGCUGCACUCGCUGGCAGAGUAACAGCGGCUCAGAGCCUUCUACUGGGGCCUGGAAUCGCUCGUGCCCUUGCGGCACGAACGGCUGUCCUCGAGCGACGGCGACCUAAGAUACAGAAUCCAAUUUGCUCAAAUGCUCAAUCACUAACUAAAGACUGCGUGGAAUCUUUGGCCCAGUCCAGUUCGUCGGCUGCAAUAGAACUGUGUGAUCUACUUUCGACAUACGAAAUGGAGGGAUUGUUAUUGGCUCACGAUCGGAUCGCCUCCACAACGGAUCGAUCGCCGGCAUAUGGCGUCAGCGCCGUCAGUACGAAUUCCACGCUGCCAUUACCAUUCAACAAUAACAACACAAUGACCAGUGCUACACCGGUUAAACCCACAUCAGUUAUGCCAUCAACUCCAAAUAACACUAACAUAGUUAAUAACAAUAACAAUAAUAUAGCGAAGCGCGAACCGAUGAGUGUCCCUCUCGGCGUUCUUCGAGAUGGUAGCCAGGAUCACAUUAGAAUAAUACAGAUCGAGAAAUCAUCGGAGCCGCUUGGGGCAACAAUACGUAAGGAAGGUGAGGCGAUUGUAAUCGGUCGUGUUGUACGAGGCGGAGCGGCCGAAAAAUCUGGACUACUGCACGAGGGCGACGAAAUACUCGAGGUGAACGGAAUAGAAAUGCGUGGAAAGACAGUGAACGAUGUGUGCGCCUUGCUGGGUGCGAUGACCGGUACACUCACGUUCCUCGUUGUGCCUUCCGGCAAAAAUCCAACGGUUGCUGGAGCACGCGAUCCGCCGGUGCUACAUGUGCGAGCACAUUUCGACUAUGACCCCGAGGACGAUUUAUAUAUUCCCUGCCGUGAGCUUGGUAUAAGUUUUCAGAAGGGGGAUGUGCUACACGUGAUAUCACGUAGCGAUGACAAUUGGUGGCAGGCCUAUCGCGAAGGGGAGGAGGAUCAAACUCUUGCCGGGUUAAUACCGAGUCAAUCAUUCCAACAUUUGUGCGAAUCGGUAAAACAAGCCAACGCUGGCGAAGUCGGUCUUAGAGCUCGUCGGGAUAUCAACGGAAAGGCAGGAAGUUUCACAUUGCUCUGUGGUCGGAAGGGUCGCAAGAAGAAAAAGAAGGCGAGUAGCGAACACGGGUAUCCGCUGUACGCCACAGCAACUGCAGAAGACCCCGAACCGGAAGAAAUCCUUACUUACGAAGAGGUUGCACUGUAUUAUCCACGAGCGUCACAUAAGCGACCAAUAGUGCUGAUUGGGCCACCCAACAUUGGUCGACACGAACUCCGGCAGCGACUGAUGGCCGACUCAGAAAGAUUUGCUGCAGCCAUACCUCAUACAUCUCGACCCCAGCGAGAAGGGGAAAUUCCUGGACAAGACUAUCACUUCAUCUCUAGGCAGCAGUUUGAGGCUGACAUACUUGCGAGAAAAUUCGUGGAACAUGGUGAAUACGAAAAGGCAUACUAUGGUACAUCUCUGGAGGCCAUCCGUGCAGUUGUAGUUAGUGGAAAGAUAUGCGUCCUGAACCUUCAUCCCCAGAGUCUGAAACUUCUCCGGUCGUCAGAUCUCAAACCCUACACGGUGCUUGUGGCGCCACCGAGUCUCGAAAAGCUUCGUCAAAAGCGAAUACGAACCGGUGAACCAUACAAGGAGGAAGAACUCAAGGAGAUCAUUGCUACUGCUAGGGACAUGGAAGCCCGAUGGGGUCAUCUGUUUGACAUGAUCAUCAUCAAUAAUGACACGGAGAGGGCCUACCAUCAGCUGCUCGCUGAAAUCAACUCACUCGAGCGUGAACCACAAUGGGUGCCAAGUAGCUGGCUUCAUAACUAAUAUAAGUCAGUGAUUCGUCUUCUACCUAUGAUUCUUAUUACGUUGUUUGUGUAAAGAGAUCAAUUGUUUAAGUCUGACACUUAUUAUUUAGCGUGAUGUAAAUGUACUUAGCGGAUCAGAUUCUGCAAAGACAAACAAAACGCACGGAUUGGCAUCUUAUUGGUGAACAGGGAGAAAACAAAAAUUACUCGAAAACAGUCGGUAAACACACAUGGUAAUACAUUCCGAUUAAUAGAUACGGUAAGCAACGUUGUUAUUUUCGUGUUUUGAAGCAGAGUAUAAAGUGUUUAUUUUAUAAUAUUAUUUUCUGUAAAAAGACGUUAGAAGCAUUGUUUUAUAUGUACAUUUUAUUUAUCUACCUAUAUACAUAUAUCUGUACAAUUACCGCAAAACAGAACACAAUAAAAGCAAUUUCUAAAUGUUAUAUAUAAAUUAGCCAAAUAGCCAAACUCAGAAAUCCCUUACAUAUACUUCAAUAAACACCCAAUGCAUUACAGAUGUUCAGUCUUGACAGAAAAAGAUGACAGAAACGAGACAUUCAUUGAUCAUGUUUGCCGCGGACGUGUUUUAGAGGGCGCCAACAAAAUAUAUUCGUGUUCAUAAUUUAGACAAACAAAGAGAGAACAGAAUAACUAGCAGUAACAAAUUCAGUGAACGGUGUAUAACAUAUUGAAUUCAGCUUAAAUUCAUCCAUUUAAAGGGUUCAAAUCAAUAUUUUUGAUACGUAUUCAGAAGAAGAAAAACAGUCGAAGAUCGUUUGCAGUUAGCUGCCGAUUUGUUUUCGACAUUAAAUACAUUCUCUCCGGUCCGAUAACACCGCCUUCGAAAAUAAAAAAAAAACAAAAUUAUUACGCUCAAUAUUAUGCAUGUAUAGUCGUAAAACGAAUAAUAAACCACCAGAUGAAAAAAAAA
Molecule: messenger RNA, 6136 nt
Organism: Toxorhynchites rutilus septentrionalis
Lineage: Eukaryota; Metazoa; Arthropoda; Insecta; Diptera; Culicidae
Gene: sdt
Product: protein PALS1
Exons: 14
Coding region: 1388-5224 (1278 amino acids)
Biological process (GO): establishment or maintenance of polarity of embryonic epithelium; establishment or maintenance of epithelial cell apical/basal polarity; morphogenesis of an epithelial sheet
Cellular component (GO): adherens junction; plasma membrane
Molecular function (GO): protein binding
Source: RefSeq, a predicted model, not a curated record